Molecule: messenger RNA, 333 nt
Organism: Hemisphaericaspora subhashii
Lineage: Eukaryota; Fungi; Ascomycota; Pichiomycetes; Serinales; Debaryomycetaceae
Exons: 1
Coding region: 1-333 (110 amino acids)
Source: RefSeq, a predicted model, not a curated record
AUGGAACUUCCAAUAUCAACAAUUGAAAUAAUUAAUCAACAAUUAAAAUAUUAUAAUUCAAUUACACCAAUUGAUUAUGUAAUUGUAUUUACUAAUACAUGGGAUUUAAUUGGAUCUAUUCAAUUGUCAAAUAAUAAACCAUUACCAUUAGAUCAAUGUAUCAAGCUUAAAGAUAGUUUGGUAAGUAGGUUAGGUAGUUCUAUGGUGAGUGAUAAAGUUAUUGAAUUGGAUUAUAAUGAGGAUGACGAUAAUGAGAGUGGGAAUGGAAGUGUUGAAAGGAAGUUGUUGUUGCAUUGUAUGAAUAAAUUUGUAUUCGUUUAUUCGAUUGGGUAA